This is a messenger RNA of Pelobates fuscus (common spadefoot toad), 2939 nucleotides long. RefSeq names its product potassium channel tetramerization domain containing 16 (gene KCTD16). The record is from RefSeq and is a predicted model, not a curated record. The transcript has 3 exons. The coding region runs from base 830 to 2113 and encodes 427 amino acids. Gene Ontology annotation, molecular function: protein binding. Gene Ontology annotation, cellular component: postsynaptic membrane; signaling receptor complex; presynaptic membrane. Lineage: Eukaryota; Metazoa; Chordata; Amphibia; Anura; Pelobatidae. Gene Ontology annotation, biological process: regulation of G protein-coupled receptor signaling pathway; protein homooligomerization.
UCUGAACAGCUCUGGGAUUCUUAGAUCCACCCAGCUCAGCAGCCAGAAUAGGUUUAGCAAACCUAGCUUGCAACGCACCCAGAGCUGGGUACCAGCUAGUGCUGCUUCUGCCUUGCCUCUCUGCUCCAUCCUCAUGCUCUUUUCCCCUUCAUUCUGCUUUCUCUGGAACUAUGCUAGCCUUUUUGUUUCUCUUAGUAAUUGGAGUACCAAAUGUUCAUGCUGCUCCAUACAGGCUGGUUGCUGUGAUGGAGAGUUAUUUGCAAAGCAUUUAGAAGCCAGCAUCCCAUCUGUAGCAUUUUUUCCUCCCCUCUUCCUAAUAACAAGGCUGUCUUAUUCAGAGUGCACAUUCAUUGCAUGACCACUCCACCUGGAUAUUCAUCACAGCAACUGCUUUUGGCCAAAACUGCUAACUUUCUUAGACUUAAUGACAACCUAUUCUUUUUGAUUAUUUUUUGUUUGCACGUUUUCUUUUUUCUUUUUUUUUUCUUUUUACUGCUGUUUAUAUAAAAUUGGAUUUCUUUAGCACAAUCAGAAAGAAUAAUGCAACUCAGUUUGUUCUGUGUUCUGUGUGAAUUCAGUGUGACUUUAUCCAGAGGCUACUGCACAUAUAGAUUUUUCUGAAUAUUCCUUUCUUUUUUGUACGUAAUUUCUUUACUAUCCUGGAAAUUGGAAAGAUUAUUUUGAUUGUGUACACUUGUAUUUCAUGGUUAGAAAGCACAGAGUGAAAAGAGAAUCAUUGAACUGUUUUGAUCUUUACUCCUGUUUUUGGAUUGUUGGAAUACCACUUCAUGAAAGGUUUGUUGUUGGUUGAGUUUAUCUAAAAAGCACAAUGGCUUUGAGUGGCAAUUGCAGAACUUACGCCCCACCCAGGGAUCAAGGGACUCUUUUGCAAUCUUUUCCCGAGGUGGUUGAACUAAAUGUUGGUGGACAAGUUUAUUUCACUCGUCACUCAACUUUGACCAGUAUACCACAUUCUCUGCUAUGGAAAAUGUUCACCUCAAAAAGGAACUCUUUGCACGACCUGGCUAAAGAUGCUAAAGGACGAUUCUUCAUUGAUAGAGAUGGAUUUCUUUUCCGUUAUGUUCUCGACUUUCUCAGGGACAGGCAGGUAGUCUUGCCCGAUCACUUCCCAGAGAAAGGGAGGUUGAAACGUGAAGCCGAAUACUUUCUCCUGCCAGACUUGGUGAAAAUCCUAGCCCCUGAUGAAGUUAAACAAAGUCCAGAUGAAUACUGCCACAGUGACUUUGAGGACAUCUCCCAAGGGAGUGAAACCAGAAUAUGCCCUUCUUCAUCUUUGAUGCCUUCAGAUAGAAAAUGGGGUUUCAUCACAGUUGGUUAUCGGGGAUCUUGCUCCAUGGGUAGGGAAAGUCAAGCGGAUGCCAAGUUUCGAAGAGUUCCAAGAAUUCUGGUUUGUGGUAGAAUAUCACUGGCCAAAGAGGUCUUUGGAGAGUCUCUAAAUGAAAGCAGGGAUCCGGACAGGGCUCCAGAAAAAUACACGUCCCGUUUCUAUCUGAAGUUCAAGCAUCUUGAAAGGGCGUUUGACAUGCUGUCAGAGUGUGGAUUCCACAUGGUAGCCUGCAAUUCUUCAGUGACGGCCUCCUUUGUUAAUCAGUACACUGAUGACAAGAUAUGGUCCAGUUACACGGAAUAUGUUUUCUACAGAGGCCCUUCCAAGUACCCACCGACUCAUUGUGACUGCUGCUGUAAAAACCCAAAAGGGGACAAAGAAGGGGAAAGUGGGACAUCUUGCAAUGAACUAUCUACUUCUAGCUGCGACAGCCAAUCUGAAGCCAGCUCUCCACAAGAAACAGUCAUCUGUGGUCCAGUAACUCGCCAACCCAAUAUACAGACUUUAGAUCGGCCAGCCAAGAAGGGACCCGUGCAGAUACUACAGCAAUCUGAAAUCCGAAGAAAAAGUGACCUUUUAAGAACUCUGACCUCGGGUUCACGAGAAUCUAACACAAGCAAAAAAAAAGUGGUGAAAGAAAAGCUCUCUAUUGAAGAAGAGCUCGAAAAAUGUAUUCAGGAUUUCAUGAAGAUAAAAAUACCAGACAGGUUCCCAGAGAGAAAGUACUCAUGGCAAUCAGACCUGUUACGAAAAUAUCACCUAUAGAAAGGAAUACAUACCACACUAUUAACACUAUAAAUAACAAUUCUAUGGUACAUGAAACCUAUUGUUCAUUUGGUAGAUUACCAUGCCCACUUUAAGUACUGCCUAACAUCCAUUAUUCCCCUUAACUCCAUUGCUGCUGUAUGUGCCUAUAUCUCGUUAGAGAGUCACACCAGCAACAAUGGAGUUAACACCAACAGUUACAGGGUAUUAAUUUAUUUUUCUCUUUGUGGAAGCACAAUGUAUUAUGUUCCUUUGUAAUUUAAAUAAGUCGGUUUCUCCAAGCACCAAUAGCACAAGCAUUCUAGACAUGCUAAACGGUAGCUUCUCUUUUUAGUUAUCCAGGCGUCGAUGUGUUACAGAAAGCCUUCGGAAGAGUGUGUCACUUUAAAAAUGCAUGUUUCCUUACUGGAGGAUGGUGAUCACAAGAGUACAAUAAGCAAAAUUAUACUAUGAUGGUUUACAUUUAGUGAAUAUAUUAUUGCAUAAAUUAUUGGUCUUGUUAUAUCCUUGUAACUCUGCACUUUCUUUCAAGAAGGACAGCUGCUUUGUGUGGUCAUAUAACCUGUGGCUGCUUCAUUAUCUCUAUUUUUUUAGGAGUAUGAGAUGUGUGAAUGGUGUUUUAACCCGAUAUGGCUCAUUUUCUUUCCCUCAUUCCAGUCCCAAGUGAUGUCAUCCAUGUGGACUCCAAGUAAGGAAUCAUUUUUAAUCCAAAUGGACAGUCAGCCUUGGAAAAGCACAUACGUUGAUGGCCAGUGUUUGCAAGUUACAGGGCUUUUGUGGUGAAAAAUGUGUAAAAUUUCAUAGAUGUGCAAGUGCAUAAUAAAGU